This is a messenger RNA of Brassica napus (rape), 456 nucleotides long. RefSeq lists its product as uncharacterized. The record is from RefSeq and is a predicted model, not a curated record. NCBI's taxonomy places the organism in Eukaryota, Viridiplantae, Streptophyta, Magnoliopsida, Brassicales, Brassicaceae. The transcript has a single exon. Gene Ontology annotation, molecular function: RNA-DNA hybrid ribonuclease activity; nucleic acid binding. Bases 1 to 456 code for a protein of 151 amino acids.
AUGAUCCUCAAGUCAAACACGGAGAUAGUAGAUGAUGUGGUAAGAACAGAAGAACCUAUUGGGUGGAUUAAGCCACCGUCUGGAUGUUUGAAGUGUAACGUGGGUUCAUCAUGGGUAGACCCUCAUCACCCGAGUGGAGCUUCGUGGAUUCUUCGUGGAGAAGAUGGUCAAACCAUUAUGCAUAGCAGACGUUCAUACUCCUUCAUGCGAUCCAAAGCGGAAGCAGAUCUAUGGGCAAUGCACUGGGCGGUGGAAUGCAUGUAUAACACUCACCAUGUCAACGUUAUCUUCGAAGCUUCAUCUGAACAACUCCAUAAUGUCCUUUCUGAGCCAUUUCACCACCUUGAGUUCACUGGUGUGGUGCAAUCUAUAAACCAACUUCUCAAUGGGAUUAAUGGAUGGAGCCUAACCACGCCUUGCAAGAACGUAAUGAGGCAGCUGCAACUAUCGCUGUGA